ACAUAACAAAAUACAAAAAGUUGUUUUGGUUUUCUUCACAUGUGCGAACAUUUCUACUAUUUUUAAAACAAAAAUCCUUUAAAUUAUUAAUAAAUAUUAAAGACUUUUUAAAUAAAAAUCACAACAUAAUGGCUCUCAUUGUAAUGCCCGGUGAACGGAUAACCGAAGCUGAAGAACUGGCAAAAACAAAGAAAGUAGUCCUAGGACCGGGACUUCGUCGUCUGGAUGACAAAGUUGUUGCCUGCAAAGCAGGAACUCUUUGUAAAAAAGAUACAAAUAUGUUUUGGGUAGAUAGCUACCAGAAACGAUAUGUUCCAGUUCGAGGAGAAGCUGUCAUAGGUGUUGUCACCGCAAAAGCUGGUGAUAUUUUCAGAGUUGAUAUUGGCGCUCACGAAAAUGCAGCUCUAUCAUAUUUGGCUUUUGAAGCAGCCACUAAAAAGAAUCGACCAGAUGUGAAUGUAGGAGAUUUGCUUUAUGCCCGCCUUAUUGUUGCCAGUCGAGACUUGGAACCCGAACUGGUGUGUGUCAAUUCAGUUGGUAAAAAGGGUAAAUUGGGAGUAUUGUCGGAUGGAUUUGUCUUCAAUUGUAGCCUCAAUUUGGCCAGAACAAUUUUAAGAGAAGACUGCCUAUUGCUGCGAGCGCUAACUAAAGAAAUGCCAUUCGAAAUUGCUGUUGGCUUAAAUGGACGCAUUUGGAUUAAGGCAAAGACGAUAAAGGAAACAAUUGCAUUGGGAAAUGCAAUUCUGGCUGCAGAGUAUUCAUCAAACGAAGACAUUGCAAAAAUUUGUGAAAAUAUAGGAAAUAUUCUAUUUACGUAGUUUAAAUUUUUCAAUAAAAAAUACUGUUUAAUUUUUUUAA
Messenger RNA from Episyrphus balteatus (marmalade hoverfly), 858 nucleotides. It is a transcript of the gene Rrp40, whose product is annotated as exosome complex component RRP40. NCBI's taxonomy places the organism in Eukaryota, Metazoa, Arthropoda, Insecta, Diptera, Syrphidae. The record is from RefSeq and is a predicted model, not a curated record. Gene Ontology annotation, cellular component: cytoplasmic exosome (RNase complex); nuclear exosome (RNase complex). The transcript has a single exon. Gene Ontology annotation, biological process: nuclear polyadenylation-dependent rRNA catabolic process; exonucleolytic trimming to generate mature 3'-end of 5.8S rRNA from tricistronic rRNA transcript (SSU-rRNA, 5.8S rRNA, LSU-rRNA); CUT catabolic process. Gene Ontology annotation, molecular function: RNA binding. Bases 129 to 818 code for a protein of 229 amino acids.